UGCAGCCCCAAGCGCAGCUGGGAAACACACACGAACCCGACCUUCAGGCGCCUGAUGAGCAGGAAGCUGAGCAAGUCGGCGUUUCACAAGAGCAUUGACACUGCCAUGCAGAAUCAUGUCGAUUUGUCCGCGGAGGAGCACGCACGCCGUGAAGAGGAAGCAACACACGUCCUCUUCUUUUGGGCCGUCGUGACAGACCAGCUUGAGUUGGCGUGCCUGCUAUGGCACCGCCUCCAAGCACCGAUUUCGAACGCCCUUCUUGCACGCCACAUCCUCCUCCGUCUCACGCAAACGCAGGCUCUCAAAGGCUCUCACCUGGAAGAGGAGCGUGAGAACAUGCGACAGCAUGCAGCUCACUUUGAGACGCUAGCCUUGGGUGUUGUCAAGGAGUGCUACAACGAGGACACGGAGGAAACAGCAAGCCUCCUUGCCCAGAAGGACAACGUGACGGGUCGCACCCCUGUGCAGAUUGCGUAUGAUACAAAGGCGAGCGAAUUCUUAUGUCAUGCCGCCACACAAGUGGCCAUCAACGACACGUGGUACGGAGACUUGGCCCCUUCCAUCAACUUCUUCACGGUUCUUGUCGCAUGCAUCCUGCCCUUGUACCCGCUCUUCAAGUUCUUCCGUUUCCUGCCCCACCGGGCCAAGGCGGACAACACGGGAAAACACCAAGCGCGGCAGUUCUUUGUUCAAAACGAAGACAACAACCGCUCGCUCUCCAAUGAGGGUAGUGGUGACGAAGACAACAACAACUCGCCAUCCAGUCUGGGUAACGGUGACAGAGGCAGCCACGCGUGGAGUUGUCGACCCUGGCUUCCGUCACGAUCGUCGUUGACAAACGCCAUCAAGUUUACACGCGCUCCCAUCACAAAAUUUGCAUUUGACCUCUGGUCGCACCUGUCCCUCUGUGUGCUCAUGUCCUACUACGUGCUGGAACAACCGCAAUCCACGUUGUCCAAUGUCGAGUGGGUCCUCGUGGCGUGGUUUGCAUCCCUGAGCUUGGAGGAGAUCAGACAGCUGCGAUUCUCGAGCAUUAGUGGUCGCUACUGGAAAUACUCGUGGAAUCUGCUUGAUCUUGUCAUCCUCGCCCUCUACUGGUCUGGAUUUGCCAUCCGCAUCUCACAACCAGAUGACAGCCAGUUUCAGACGGCAACAAAAGCUGUUCACGCGUUCCUUGUCGUUGGACUUUGGCUACGUCUCAUGCGCUACUACGCCGUCAGCAAGAGGCUGGGGCCAAAGCUCAUCAUGAUUGGACAGAUGACCCGUGACAUUUUCACAUUCAUCCUCCUCGUCGUCCUCUUUCUUAUCGGUUACGGUGUGGCUGCACAAGUGCUUCUGUUCCCCCUGACGGAGUUCUCGGGCCAGAAGGUCAUCAAUGUGUUCUUCCGCCCCUAUUUCCAAAUCUAUGGCGAAAUUCAGCUUGAGGAGAUUGCGCAAGAUACGGACUGCAUCGGCUUUUACCCUUUCUCUGCCUGCAGCCGCCCUGAAGUGCGCCUCGUGCCGUUCCUGCUGGCGGUGUAUGUCCUCAUCACCAACAUUCUCCUCGUCAACCUCCUCAUUGCCAUCUUCAAUGACACCUACAGCAAGGUGCAAGACAAGGCACUUGCCUUCUGGUAUGAGCAGAACUAUGAGUUACAACUUGAGUACAACGACCGCCCGCUGCUGCCUGCUCCACUCAUCUCCAUUUCGCACGUGUGGCUGAUGGUGUCGUACCUGGUCAAGCUUCCGCGCGACUGCGUUCAGUGGUGCAAGCGCCAACACGACAGCAAAACGGCCGACGCCACGAAGUCUCACCAAGGCGACAGCAACAGCAGUGCACGACAUGAGGAAGCCGCUGAAGUCAUCGAAGGCAAUGGCGACGGAAACAACAACAACAACAACAACAACAACAACAACAACAACAACAACAACAACAACAACAACAACAACAACAACAACGACAACAGCCACGAGUACGACAACAACAACAACAACAACAACAACAACAACCAUGCCUCUGGUGGUGGCAAUGACAGAAAGAGCGACGACGACGAAGAUGCGGACAGCGAGGCCAAACAACUGGCGGAGUGCCGGCGCUUUGAGAAGAGCAACAUGGACAGCUUUCUUCAGCGGUUCAAGCAGGAGCAGCAAGACACCAUCGAAGCGCGCGCGCGCCGCAGCAACAACCAGCUGGAGGAGGCACAGGAUGACAUUCGCACCGUCAUGGAACACGUGCGCGCCUUCCGCAACAGCCAGGAUCAGCUCAUCUCGGAAGUCCGCAAACGCAUCGAUGCCGUUGCCAGCAAGGUGCUUGAUGCACCUGAGGGCACCAGCACCAGAAGGACUGAGCUCAAGCCGCCUCCACCAACUGCUUACAAAACUGGUGACGUCUACUACGAUGACGGGCGAACGAAGUUUGUGCGCAACCUGGAUCAUGCACCAAGUGUUGAGCCUCAUGAGCUUGGCCAAGACGAGAACGCGUCUUGGAUGGACGAACCACAUCCCGAGGGCAUUGCAUUUGACAAAGACGCAGGUGGCGUGUUUCGCCGGUCCCGCGUCCCGCCCGAGCCUGAUUCUACUUCUGAUUCGAAGCCUGAUUCUGGGCCUGAUUCCCACAACACGAGCAAGAUGCCACUCAACCCCAAGGGGCCGACAGGCAUCAAGGGUCGGGGCUUUCUCGGGCGCUGGGGCGUCAAUUUGGCCGUGGAUGCCGUGCUGACGCGGUGGAAGCGCAACGAGGAUGGCACGGAGCUUGUGCGCGAAGGCAAGAAGAUGCUCGAGUUUGUGGCCAUUCACCGGAAGAAGGACGGCGUGUGGGCCAUCCCAGGCCGCUUUGUGAGGCAGGGGCCAAAGGACACCGAUUCGGAAGACCAGAUCAAGGCGCUGCUGAAGAAUGAAGCGCUCAUCACGCUGGUCACGGAGGCCGUGGACAUUCACCAGGACAAGUACACUGACGACGAGGAUGCACAGCAGGCCAGCAUCAACGACAGCAUUAGCGGCGCUGAGGGCCAAGGCGACGACAAGGAGGUACAGGGCGUGGAACUGUCCCCGCAAGAACGCGAGGUGAUGAAGCAGCUGCGCAGGUGCAAGAUCAAGCAGUUUGAGCGCAUCUACAGCGAUGACCCACGCAACACCGACAACGCCUGGAUCGAGAGCCAGUGCUUCAACUUCCACGACGAGAGUGGUCGCAUCAAGCUUCGGCUGAGCAGCAAGGCCGAGGUGGCCGACAAGGUGGCGUGGCUGCCGGUGAUGAGUCACACGCGUUUCUUCGCCUCCCACCGGCAUCUUCUGCACAUGGUGGCCAACGAGCACGAUGCCUACUGGCCCGUCGCUCACGAUGAUCAGGACGCCGAAUGA
Molecule: messenger RNA, 3336 nt
Organism: Salpingoeca rosetta
Lineage: Eukaryota; Choanoflagellata; Craspedida; Salpingoecidae
Product: nudix-type domain-containing protein 9 isoform b
Exons: 14
Coding region: 55-3336 (1093 amino acids)
Biological process (GO): monoatomic cation transmembrane transport
Cellular component (GO): membrane
Molecular function (GO): monoatomic cation channel activity
Source: RefSeq, a predicted model, not a curated record